AGCAAACCAAGUCCAUAACGAGUCCGUCAAUGUAAACGAUGUUGGGUACACUGGAUUUGCCUCGAUGUCCAGUCAGCGUAAAGCAGUGGUCAUCAACGCCACCGAAGACGUGUACCUGUAUGUGUUCUUCACUGACGCCACCGGUGUCAACGACGUUGGAGGUUACAUGGCCAUCCCCACCGGCGUUCUCACAUCCAGUUACAUUGCAGUUACUUACAACAGGAACGACGUCAGUCCAUACAACAACUUCAUUCUGGUGGCAGCUGUUGAAGACAACACCACAGUAACGAUGAACGUCAAGCGUGGUGAUAUGUGUCUGUCUGCGAAUACAUCGGACGGAGACGUCGUCGUCAUCACCCUCAACAGAAACAACGUAUUCGGAUUCAUGUGCAGAGAUGACGUUACAGGUACCGUUAUCAUUAGUGACAAAAAGGUGGUUGUAGUGUCUGGACAUGAAUGUGCUAUGGUACCCGGGGCAGCGAGCAAGUGCAAUUUUCUUGUUGAAAUGAUGAUUCCUGUUGAAUGUUUUGGGGAACAGUUUGUCUUCUCUCCCCCCAACAUAGUCGGUGGUGCCAUCUACAGAAUCGUCUCGGCGUACGACAACACGGUGAUCACAGACAGCUCUGGUUUUACAUCAACCCUAAACGUAGGGGACUUUGAAGACGUUGAUCUCAGUACUGCUUCAAAAGCACGUUGUAUAGAGACAUCUCAACCUUGUGUCGUGGUUGUCAUCAACGUUGUUACCUUAACCAACAUCGCCAGCGACAUGGCAAUCGUUCCUUCAUUUGACAGGUAUUUGAACAACUACACCAUCGACAUCCUCAACUUCGUGGACGCCUUCAACGGGAUGUACAUGUCGGUCGUUGAUGCCAUAACGUCCACCGUCACUGUCAGCGGUUGUAAUGCCCAGCUGAUGACGUUUAAGGUGGAAAUACGGACCCAAACUGACUUCGUCAACAUUUCCAUACCAAAGGGAGUUAUAGUGUAUGGUCAGUCCCUUGAUGAAAAUGAUAUGGCUAGUUUCCCCCUUGGAAUGAUCUUUGAUAAAGAUGAGUGCGCCAGUACCCCCUGCUACAACAACGCAACCUGCGAUGACCUUGUCUACAAUUACGCAUGCAUCUGCCAGCCCGGAUUUAACGGUUCUCUUUGUGAAAUAGACAUCGACGAGUGCUGGAACAGCCCUUGUCAGAAUAAUGCCACGUGUCAUGAUGACGUCAAUGGAUUUCACUGCGAGUGCCUCAUGGGCUUCAAUGGAACUCUCUGUGAAACAAACAUAGACGAGUGCUGGAACAGCCCUUGUCAGAAUAAUGCCACGUGUCAUGAUGGUGUCAAUGGAUUUCACUGCGAGUGCCUCAUGGGCUUCAAUGGAACUCUCUGUGAAACAAACAUAGAUGAAUGUGUAAGUUCUCCAUGUCAAAACAACGCCACCUGCAGGGACGACGUCAACGGACUUAUCUGCGACUGCCAGGUUGGUUUUGCCGGAGAUAUGUGCCAAGAAGACGUGGACGAGUGUCUAAGCGGACCGUGUAGAAACAACGCCACCUGCCUCGACAUGGUCAACGGUUACGUAUGCCUCUGCUCACAAGGCUUCAGCGGAGGUCGUUGUGAAACAGACAUCGACGAGUGCCUGACAACUACCUGUGAGAAUGGCGGGACAUGUGAGGAUCUACCUGGAUACUUUCUGUGUCACUGUGAAGCAGAUUUCCACGGAGUUACAUGCGAAAACAACGGCUACAAAUACGUCUUCACUCGUCUCAUCGACGUCGACAACACUCUGCUGACAUCAUCGGGGGUAACAAUAGUUGCAACACAACUUGCUACCGGUAUCCGGUUCGAGACCACAUACUCCACCGCGCUAGUUAUGUCAUCCAUUUCGGGUGCAGACCCGGAAACAGACUGUGUAUGUACCCGCUACAGCAACGGUACCGAGGAGGCGGUUGACGAAGAAGUUCUGAUGAGCAAGAUCAAGAACGAACUUCUACUGGACACGUCCAUCUUGACCAAGACGGUCAACAAGUAUGUCUCAAAUGAGGAUGACCGUCCUUCGGCCAAAGGUCUGGGGAGUGUGGGAUGUGUGAUCAUUGUCUUCACCAUCUUACUGAUUGUCGCGCCUGAUGUUCUCUAUGUGUUGAGGAAACUGGAUGACAGCAGGAAAAAACGAAGGAGGGCUUUAACCUAACACACGUCACGCAGACAAGUUUCUCAAUGUCCACGUGUGAGUUCUCUGAAUGAUGCCCUCUCACACUUUAAUCACACGAAAACUGCAUACACAAAUGACACUGCCAGAAAUGUCUAUGCGCGGUCUGCCUACUUCAUCUCCAUCCAUAUACACAACACAUGUCAAAUGACAUUGCCGGGCAAAAAGAAAGUUUACACCUGAAAAUUAGAUUUGACCAAAAAAUAACAUUCAAACGUCAUUAAAACGUUACGUGACUGAAAACCGUCGCCCAAAAUGUUAUCUGGUAAAAACUCAUCCCUAUGAAAGACUAUAAAAUCGCUACAGCUCUCUUUUUGUUUUUAAUUUUCCGGGAAUCGAAUACCAUUUGAUCACUUUUAAACAUGUAUGUCACUUCUUUUGCUCGACAGUUUAGUUUGAUAUACAGAUUAUUGAUAGUCACACUUUUAUCUCCAAGGUUUGUUGAACUGUAUAUUUGUAUUUGUGUUUAAAUGUCACCAGAACGGAAGGCACAAUUUGAAUGAGUAAUUAUAAACGUUCAGAAAUAGUGUGGGAUUUCAGUUCCGAAAUAAUCGCACUGUGGUAAGUACGUUCGUGAUAACCCUUUACGUCUAUGUUACGUCAAUGUAUAUCGAUUAUAUCAGUAACUGCCAAAUAGCCCAUCUGUUUACUAAAACAAUUCAGCGAACGAAUGUUGAAAAACAGGAAUUAAACCGCCUCAAAAUGACACGGUUCCAUUGUGUUUUUGAAAAACGGUUUCAUGCUCAUAUCUGGUUUAGCAGCAAUAGUUGAAGACAUACGAAGGCUCCAUACAAAAUUUCAGCAACUCCAGUACAGAGUUUGUCCCAGGUGUUCAAGGAGGGUCGGUACUUUUAAGGUACGAUCGAACACCAAGAGUUGAUGAAACCUAAAGGCACAUAUCGUACUAUUCAUGGUCAUCGAAUUACAUUUGAUUCUGUAAUAUAUGCGUCCUCAUCACUGAGCAUGAUCAUAUUACUCUUUCAUCGCGAGUGAGUAGCAUUGAUAACAAUAAGUUGUAUGUACCCAUGCUUCAUCGUUUUCCACCUUGUUCAGAUCACUAGCACAACCAUGUUGUUAUUGCAGUAUAUUUCAAAACUACUCUUUUCUUUUAUUCUAUUUUCAUCAGAUUCGUUAUUCGCACCUUAUUGAAAGUGCAAUGCCAAAUUAUAUAAGGUAAGGUAUUCCUUCACUGACCAUUAAUCAUUAAUGGGUCACGCCUCUUCAUCGUAUUGAUGUUGUCAGAAGAUGAUUGAACCUGCUCGUUUGAUAUGUCAAUGUAAAUAAAUUCUGUUGAGAAUU
Messenger RNA from Haliotis rubra (blacklip abalone), 3496 nucleotides. RefSeq lists its product as uncharacterized. Gene Ontology annotation, molecular function: calcium ion binding. The record is from RefSeq and is a predicted model, not a curated record. The coding region runs from base 65 to 2179 and encodes 704 amino acids. The transcript is spliced from 8 exons. Gene Ontology annotation, biological process: establishment or maintenance of epithelial cell apical/basal polarity; heterophilic cell-cell adhesion. Lineage: Eukaryota; Metazoa; Mollusca; Gastropoda; Lepetellida; Haliotidae. Gene Ontology annotation, cellular component: protein-containing complex; plasma membrane.